AUGCAAGAACUAGACGUGCUAUUUACCAUGGGCUGCGCGCAAUCGACUAGUGCCCAGGACCCAUCGACCGAGGUCAACACUAUGAAGGUUCAGACCGACGAGACGGUGGCUACUGAGGAGACCAAGGCGGUGGUCGUCCAGGACGAGACCAAACCUAUUGAAGCCGCAGAAGAGCCCAAGACUGAAGAUGUCGUGAAGGACGAGUCGACGGUAGAGAAACUGACGGUCGAGGAGCUCGGGACGAGUGACGGGCAAGGGCGAAAGACUGAAGCGGUCGUGAAGGACGAGGAGCUCACGAUGGAGGAUUUCAAGGUCGAGGAGGUCGUGGUGGAGAAGGACGAAAUCAUUGACGGGCCUGUCAAAGGAGCGCGGUCAUAA
Molecule: messenger RNA, 378 nt
Organism: Peronospora matthiolae
Lineage: Eukaryota; Oomycota; Peronosporomycetes; Peronosporales; Peronosporaceae
Source: the annotation of a GenBank genome assembly